This is a messenger RNA of Sporothrix brasiliensis 5110, 3498 nucleotides long. RefSeq lists its product as uncharacterized. The coding region runs from base 1 to 3498 and encodes 1165 amino acids. Lineage: Eukaryota; Fungi; Ascomycota; Sordariomycetes; Ophiostomatales; Ophiostomataceae. The record is from RefSeq and is a predicted model, not a curated record. The transcript has a single exon.
AUGUCGACCAUUCCUCUCCGAUACAUCUCGGGCAACGUCCUGCACGCCCUGGCCGUUGUCCUGAGUCUUCCGCCAGACAGCCUCGAGGAGACUGGCCGCCACACGGCCACGCCGUCUGCCACGUGGCAGGCCGAGCAGGCGGCCCGCAUUCCUGGCCUGCCGCGCUGCCUCCUGAUCCCACCCAUCCCCCACCUGUCCGUCAAGGUCGCCCAGGUGGCGAAACGGGUUGUCAUUGCCGCCGCGGGCGGCGCCGAUACGCUCGCCGUCAAGGCCGCCUCCAAGGGAAUUCGGCUGGACGCUGUUCUCCACCCCUGCUCCACACCGACGGCGCUCUGCCCGGCACAUCGCGACCUCCAUCCGAACCUUGUGCGGGAGAUGUUUUUCUAUCUCUCGCGCGAGGUCGCCGACAAUGCCGAUUUCGUCCGCCGGCACCCUGUGCACGACCGUUUUGAUAAUAACGACCAUGACAACGGCGUGAACGACGGCGGCGACGCUCCCGAAGCAAUCUGCCACACUCGCGACGUGCACGACUGGGGCCUCCGCAUGAUUGGUAUCAGCGCGCUGUGGUGUACGCGGCACACGUUCCGGGCGCUGGAAAAGGGCCGUCAGGUCUUGGUCGCGGCCUCGCGCCACCGGCCUCCAAUGAGUGCCAAGGCUGGCUCGUCGGCGGGUUCGUCGACAAAGUCGCCCUCCCAGUCGUCCUCCCAGUCGUCCACACACAUCCGCAGCAGCAUGCGCAUGCCACACCUGCAGUACCCCUGCGAGGCGUGCAUCCUGGCGGCCGUCGGCGCCCGCAGCCAGACGCUCAUCGACCUGCGCGCCAGCAUGCUGAGCCGCAUGGCCGAGGAGCACCACGACAAGCAGCGGCGCGACCGGCGCCGGGGCACGAUUCCGUCGUCGUCUUCGUUUGACAAGAAGAAGAAGCCCCGCGAGCCCAACCUGCUGCCCCUCGUCGAGACGUACAUCAACGUCCUCGGCCGCGAGUUUGGCGACGAGAUGGCGGCCGAGAUCCGCGCGCGCAGCGAGGCGCUCGCCGAGUCGAUCUUCGACGUGCGCCUCUGCGAAGCGCGGCGCCGCCGGCACGUGGCGCGCGACGUCAAGCGGCUGCAGCGACAAGGCGAGUCGGCGCGGUACGUGCGCGACCCGUGCACGCCGCGCCUGGUCACCAAACAUGGCCACCGCCUGCCGCUGCCGCUGCUUCCGCUCGACUGCGACCUGUGGGCGCACUACAACGAGUCUGUCGUUGGUGGCAACAAACAAAACUACCAACCGACCCCCGGCCGUGCGCAUGGCGCCGACCCGUCCGGAGCGCACGACGAGAGCCAAGAGCAGUACUAUGUUGUGCCCGACGAGGAGGUGGAGCAGGGACAGGAUGAAGCGGACAAAGCACACCAACAUGAACUGGGGGGCAAGGAGGCAUGCGACAAGCAGCACCCUUCCAUGAUGGGCAGCGACUAUUUGGCGCAUCUUGGCUACAACGAAUACUUUGCCCAGGGCCCGCCCGAGCCGACUGUGGCGGAGGAGACGCCGGCCCCCGAAUGGGAAGAUGACUACCGGCGCAAUGUGCUCGAGUCGGAGACGGUCUUCUCGUCGGAUGUCGCCGACGAGCGUCCUUGGACAGGCCACAGCAGUGAUGACGACCACGCUUCAUAUGUCACCAUUAGUGUCUAUACCCAGCUACCUCUCAACCAGCUUUCCAGCCCAGUUCCCGGCCCGUCCCCCAGCCACAAGGGCCCUAGCCGCCGAGCUGCUGCUGCUUCUCCCUCAUCGAUGCCUGUUCGCGGUCUCUCUCCGAUCCCCGGCACUCCUACUUCUACGGCCGCCCGCUCUAUGGUCAGCUCUGUCUCACGGCGCCCCACUCGUUCGACUCGUCCAUCGUCUACCAGUGAACUGCCGCCGCGGCCGGCCAACCCGACGCCAUCUUCUCAACCUCGCACCUAUCCGCCGGCUCCCACCUCGAGCGUCUACUCCCGCGUCACGGCAGCGACCCAGAACGGCCAGAAGUCCUCCAAGGCCAAGCAGGCGUUCUCUACGAUUCUGUCUGAAGCCAACGCCUCGCAGGCAUCGGCCUCCUCGGCCAGCCGGGCGAUUCCUUCGCCUCGUCCUGCCAAGGCGUCCACAUCAACUGCGCCGUCUGCAUCGUCUUCGCUCUCGUCUCUUACCCAACCAACGGCGUCGUCUUCCUACCGCUCUCGCGCCCCGAGCACGCCGGCUCCCGCUACCCGCACCCCGGCUCGUGCGCCCCGAGCACCUGUGGCGGCCGCCGCAUCGACUGCAUUUGUCCCUCCUUCCAAUGGGCGCAAGCCGACGUCGGUAGCAUCAUAUGUGGCGAUGCAGGCCGUCAUGGACGCGAGCCGCAGCCGGAGCCGCGUCAACGCGGCUGCGACGACGCGUACACCUACGACUUCCACUUUGGCGAAACCGUGCUCUGCCGCUUCGACGGCGUCCAAGACCACCAAGUCGACAAGCACCACCUCCAAGGCACCGACCGAGAGGACCUCCCAAAGCACGGUUUCGAAGUCGUCCCCCGCCUCGACGGUGACUGACCUGAGCCGCUAUCCACUGCUGCCCAGGACGACGUACCAGCCGCCGUCCAUGACACAGCGGUCAGCCAUGCCGCCACCGCUCUUCUCCAAGUCUGGCCAGCAGCAGCAGAAGCAGCAGAAGCAGCAGGAGACGCAGGAGACGCAGGAGUCGCAAGAGAAGGUGCGCACGCCUACGCGCCCAUCACGGGCUUCCCCUCGGACAACAAAGGCUUCCACCUCCACCGCACUUCCCAAGACGCCUACGAUGCGGAAGACGCCCGAGAGUCCCAAGAUUCGUCAGGUGCCCGAAAUGCGCAACACACCCAAGGCACCCAAGUCGCCGUCAGAGACCAGUUCGGACGUGUCGUUCGACUGGAGCCAGUCAGCUCCGUCGGAUCUGAGCGUCGGCGAAGGGCCCCGUCAUCGCCCAGACUAUGCAAUCUUUGUCGACGACGACCACGACAACGACAAUGGCUCUGCUGGCCCAUGCUCCAUCGCGCCGGACGACUCCAUCAGUGCCGUCGCUGGCGACCGGCACCAAAAGGAGACGGACAGGCUGACACGGCAGCGGUGCGAGUCGGAGGCCGAGCAGCCGCGCCGGUGGCUGCAGAAGCAAAGGCAGAGACAGCAGCAGACAUUGACGGCGCCGACACGGCCAGGUCGUGGCCAGCAGGGCCCCAUCCCGCGGAUCCUGAACCACUACCAGCCAAACAACAGUCGUCGGCCGCCCCAGGCACCACCGCAGGCACCACCGCGGGCACCGCCUCAGCCGCGGCAGCCGAUGCGGCCACGGACGCAGGCCGAGGUCCAGAACAAGCCCCUGCCCCGUCUCCCCGCCGAGGCAAAGACGCAGCGUUGUGUUUGCCAGGGUGUCCAUCCACGGAAGCAUCACACGUGCGGAUUGCAGGAGGAGGCGGCUGACCGGCCGACGUCCAACCUGACCAACUGCACGGCGUGGCCCAAGUGUUUCUAA